Messenger RNA from Ipomoea triloba (trilobed morning glory), 1571 nucleotides. Its product is annotated as G2/mitotic-specific cyclin S13-7-like. The record is from RefSeq and is a predicted model, not a curated record. The coding region runs from base 93 to 1571 and encodes 492 amino acids. NCBI's taxonomy places the organism in Eukaryota, Viridiplantae, Streptophyta, Magnoliopsida, Solanales, Convolvulaceae. Gene Ontology annotation, molecular function: cyclin-dependent protein serine/threonine kinase regulator activity. Gene Ontology annotation, cellular component: cytoplasm; cyclin-dependent protein kinase holoenzyme complex; nucleus. Gene Ontology annotation, biological process: mitotic cell cycle phase transition; regulation of cyclin-dependent protein serine/threonine kinase activity. The transcript has 9 exons.
CUCUUAAGAAAAAGAGAGAAAGUUGGAAGUUUUAGGCAAGCAGGGGUUUUCUUCCUAAUAGGAUCGUCGGAGUCUUGCAGGGAAUUCCAUAAAUGGAGUCUAAAGCAGCUGUCAAAGACCAACCUUUGAGAGGGGGGAGAAAUAGAUGGGCACUUGAAGAUAUUGGAAAUCUUGUGAUUGCUCCUGUUGUUGAUAGUAAACCGCAGAGACAUAUCUCUUGUCGCCCCAUCACAAGAAGGUUUGCGGCACAGUUAUUGGCUAAGGCACAAGCUGCUGUUGACGAAAACAAUAAGGCACUUGCACAAGUUGUCAAUGGAAUUGUUGCGGGGAAAAAUUGUGUGGGAACAAAAGCAGUAGUAGCUAGUGCUGAGAAGAAAGUAACUCUGAAAGAAAAGACAAAAACGGGUAAGGUCAUAAGCCCCAAUGCCAAAGCUGUUGUUAUGAAGAAAAGCCCCUUGUGUGGGAGGAAAACGAAAAUGACUGGAAAGUCAUACACUUCUGUCCUAACUGCUCGAAGCAAGGCUGCUUGUGGAAUUGGUUACAAACUGAAGGAGAAGAUUGUGGAUAUUGACUCAGAAGAUGCUGAUAACGAACUGGCUGCCAUGGAGUAUGCGGAAGAUAUCUAUAAGUUCUACAAGCUCACAGAGGCCGAUGCUCGAGUGAAUGACUAUAUGGGCUCUCAGCCUGAGAUCAGUUCUAAGAACAGGGCAAUUCUAAUAGACUGGCUAAUUGAAGUUCAUAAGAAGUUUAAGCUCAUGCCCGAGAGCCUCUACCUGAGUAUCAAUAUCAUGGAUCGAUUUCUCUCGACCAAGACUGUUCCUAUCAGGGACCUCCAGUUGGUUGGUAUCAGCUCUAUGCUCAUUGCCUGCAAGUACGAGGAAAUAUGGGCACCGCAGGUCAGUGACUUCGUGGAUGUAUGUGGCAAUGCUUAUGCGAGGGAGCAGAUACUCGCGACGGAGAAAUCCAUUAUGGGGACACUCGAAUGGUACUUCACAACUCCUACGAUAUAUGUCUUUCUGGUGCGGUUCAUUAAAGCUUCAAUUCCAGCAGAUAAAGAGAUUGAGAACAUGGCUUUCUUCCUUGCUGAACUUGGUCUGCUGAACUACUCAACCGUCAUACACUACUGUCCAUCAAAAAUCGCUGCAUCUGCUGUCUACGCUGCUCGUUGCACUCUCAGCAUCACGCCUCCAUGGACUGCUACUCUAAAGCACUACACUGGCUACCACGAAAACCAGAUAACUGAUUGCGCAAAACAUUUGGCUGGCUUACACUCAAGUUUGGCAGAGAGCGAGCUCGAGGCAGUUUGCAGGAAAUACUCGAGUCCAGAAAGGUGUGCUGUAGCUCUCUUCUCACCAGCUGCAAGUCUUCUACCUGCUACUGCUGCACCAUCAUUAUCAUCAUCUUUAAUUUCUUUGAUUUUGUCUAGAAAGUGUAAAAUACCAGUUCAGUACGUACCAUGUGUAGAAGGAAUAUUUGCUUUUCAACUUCCUCAGAUACCACGAAUGGAUGACACUCCAACAAUGAAUAACCUGGAACCUGAUGGGUCAUUCAAGCAGAUAUAUAAGAUCUGA